Molecule: messenger RNA, 1906 nt
Organism: Mangifera indica (mango)
Lineage: Eukaryota; Viridiplantae; Streptophyta; Magnoliopsida; Sapindales; Anacardiaceae
Product: transcription factor ICE1-like
Exons: 4
Coding region: 200-1597 (465 amino acids)
Biological process (GO): regulation of DNA-templated transcription
Cellular component (GO): nucleus
Molecular function (GO): protein dimerization activity; sequence-specific DNA binding; DNA-binding transcription factor activity
Source: RefSeq, a predicted model, not a curated record
GACUGAAAAAUGUUUGUAAAGUAAAUGGAGUAAAGCUGGAGGAAGCAGAAUCCAGAAGAUAAACAUACAGUGGUCUGGAUUAAUUUGAGUACGAAAACUGAACAUAACGAUAAAUUUUCGAGCUUGGAUUUGUUUUUAAUUGUAUUUGUGUCCAUAUCCUCUUUCUCUGCUCAACACCUGUCUUUUUCCCUUCUCCCAAAUGGUUUUGGGACCGAACGGGGUUAUUUUGAUGGAAGGUCAAGAUCCGGAACACUCGGUUCCUUGGCCCAGAACCACCUCCACCACCGCCGACGAAGCAGGGCCACCACCUGAAGUGGAUAACUUAGUCAUGGCUAGUGGUUCUCUCUCUGGUUUCAAACCUAUGCUUGACACUGACUGGUUCAUCAACUCUGCUUUAAACCCACCACCACCUCACCACGAUUCUUUCAACACCGCCACCAUGGAAACUCACCCAGAGCUCAGAGGUUUAAACGCUUUCUCUGAUAACAAUCUCCUUCUCCAGCCUUUAGAUUCGCAGGCCUUCACUCUCCUCAACCACAACAAGAACGGCAACAACAACAAUCCUUUUACGUAUGGCUUUGAUUUGUGUUGUGAAGCUGAUUUUAUUCAGCUGUUGAACCAGGCUCCAGAGCCCAGUUUGAUGGGCUUACCGUCUCAGAUUUGUACUACUCCUGACUCUGAGUUUCAUGGGUUUAAUCCUUUUACUUAUUUUGAAGGUUUUGAUGGUUUGUAUUCUAACAACAACAACAAUAACAGCAGUAACAUUAAUAGUAGGUCUAAAGUGUGUUCACAUCCGACACUGUUUGAGAAGCGAGCUACGUUGAGGCAGAGCUCUGGUAAGUUGGAAAAUUUAGAAAUUUUGGGAGGGAAUUUGAUGGAGAGUAAGAGUAAGAAAAGUGAGGAGACCAGUAUUGACAAUUCGGGUUUGAAAUAUGAGUCUGAUGAGUAUAAUACUAUGGUUGAGGAAAGCAUGAAAAAUUGGAAUGGAAAUAGCAGUGUGAGUGGUGGGGACAAUAAAGGAAAAAAGAAAGGUUUGCCUGCAAAAAAUUUGAUGGCCGAGAGGAGGAGAAGGAAGAAGCUUAAUGAUAGGCUUUACAUGCUCAGGUCUGUUGUACCCAAGAUUAGCAAGAUGGAUAGAGCUUCAAUACUUGGGGAUGCCAUUGACUACUUGAAAGAGCUUCUCCAGAGAAUCAACGAUCUCCAUAAUGAAUUAGAGUCAAGCCCAUCUGGUUCUUUCAAGUUGCCUUCUACCAGCAUUCAGCCUAUGACUCCUACUCCACCUACGCUUCCCUCCCGUGUCAAGGAAGAGCUAUGCCCGAGUCCUAAAGGCGAACCUGCAAAGGUGGAGGUUAAGGUAAGGGAAGGAAGGGCAGUUAGCGUCCACAUGUUUUGUGCCUGCAGACCAGGUCUUUUACUCUCCACCAUAAGAGCUCUAGAUAACCUUGGUUUGGACAUUCAGCAGGCUGUCAUCAGCUGUUUCAAUGGGUUUGCACUUGAUGUCUUCCGGGCUGAGCAAUGGAGGGAAGGCCAGGAUGUGUUGCCCAAGCAAAUUGAAUCAGUACUUCUGGAUACAGCCGGUUUCCCUGAAAUGAUGUAACUCUUCUGUACAUGCAACCAUCUGUACUAGUGGAGGAACUGUAGUUCUAUACCUCAAGUAGUUUGUAAAUGAGAUUCACUUUUCAUUUCCAUUCCUAGAGGUACAGUGUGAAUAAGACCAAUUGAUGUAGUUGGAAGAGAUAGUUAGGUUGGUUAAUCAUCUUUGGUGGGUUGUAUUUUGUCAUAGAGCAGAAAGUUGUUUUGGAAUUUCAGUUUUUAGAAUAAAAUUUCUGUUUUAGUUGUUUGAUUAGCAUGAACAAUAGUUAAUUCUUGUGAAUUUCUGCAAUAUCUGCAACUUUUUUCCCUGCUA